Cryptosporidium ubiquitum is the source of this 2523-nucleotide messenger RNA. RefSeq lists its product as uncharacterized. The transcript has a single exon. The coding region runs from base 1 to 2523 and encodes 840 amino acids. Lineage: Eukaryota; Apicomplexa; Conoidasida; Eucoccidiorida; Cryptosporidiidae. The record is from RefSeq and is a predicted model, not a curated record.
AUGUUAAAUUUAGAUUAUUGGAAGUCUAAAAAAAGUAAUGAAGCCUUAAUUUUGGUUAAAAAUGAGGAUCCCAAGGAGUUGACCAGUAUCUGCACAAUAUCCCCUUUUAAGAUUAGAGAGGAAUGGUUGAAUUAUCUGGUAAAAUUGAAUGACUCUGAGAAGCAAAUCCUGAUUAAUCAAAACUGUAAAUUGAUUUGUGGAUCAACAAAAGAUUCCACUAUAAAGAUUUUUUGUGAGGAAGAUGAUGAUGAGUUUCUAUCUUGUUUUAAUAUAAUAAAUGUGGAUACACGUGAGAAAGUUGAGUAUAAUAUUAAAAGUAUCUACAGUAUCAUUAAACAGGAAAGUAUGGAAGAGCUUAAAUAUAGUUUGGAAGAUUCUUCCUUAGACUCAUUAUAUAAGGAUAUUGUCAUAGUGGUCAACACUGAUAAUAAGUUAUUAUCCUGCAAAAUUCCUUUACAUUAUAUAUUGACUUUGUUCAUAAGAAGUAAGCUUAGAAGGAUCCGAAAAAAACUUGGAAAUAGUCAAAACUCUGAUCUGAGUGUUUUAAAUAUUAGAAAAACCUUGUGGAUAUAUCAAAUAGAGAAUGGUAAAAAUACCAAUAUAACUUCUUGUUUUAACAUAAAUAAUGUUUAUCCAUAUAUACUAUUAGCCUCCAAAGAUGAAGAUGAAGAGACAAAAUUACAUCUUUGCUUAAUUUCAUUAAGUAGAAUGGAGUUUGAGCUGAAUGUAGAGAGUGAAAAAACAGGAAAUCCCUUGAAUAUUAUAUGUUCUAACAGUUUUGUUUUGGAAAAUUGUGGAUCUAGCUUUGAAAUUCUUGAAAAUGGAAUUGGAUUCUACCCAUUAAAGUCUAGCUAUAUUUGGGUGGUUACAACUAGGAAAACAAUUAUUCAGAAGCUGGUGGAUGAGAAGGAUUAUAGUCAAAAUGUAAGCUUGGAUAUGGAUUGCCUUAAUAAUGAGAAUGGUGAAUUGAAUAUUAAUGAUCUGUCUGAAAAUUCUAGUUCUUGUUUAUAUCUAUUUGAAUCCAAUAGGAGCGAGAUCAAACAAAGAGGGAAGAUGAUUUGUACUAAUUACAAGAUUGAAUUUUUCAGAAUCUUGAAUUUAACUUGUAUAAAUGAAGGAAAAGACCAAUCAAAAAUCAAAGAAUAUAUAAUCAGAGCAGUUUCUUCUACAAAAAGUCCAAAUGGAUUGUUUUGUUUUGAUUUUAAGCUUAGAGUAAGUCAAAAUAGUUCAGAAAUUGAUAGUAUGACCCUUUUAUCUUUAAUUUUCAUGCCAAUUCUGGAAAAAGAAGUUAGUAACUUUUUAAAGCCUUUUGAUAAUCAAUCUAAUGAUAUAAACACAAACAAUUAUUUGAAUUACUCCUUUGGAAAAAAUGAGAUUCAAAGCCUCAGCAAAAGCAGAAACUAUGAGUUUGUUUCACCAUCUGAAAGAUAUAAUUAUCUAAGAAUUACUACUUUAUCUGUAAUACCAAAUUAUAUUCUUUUACUAUUUGGAAGAAACAUAGAUAGUGAGUUAUGCGAAAAUUUCCCUCUAAUAUUUUGUGGAUUGUCAAAUGGUGAAUGGAGAACUUAUACUAUAAAAUCAUCAUUAAACACAAAAAAAAGUGAAAUCCAAGACAAACUUAACUUAAAUACUGAUGACAUCGGAUUUUUUGUACUUAAGGGAGUUCACUUACUAAAAGGAGACGAGCUUUCUAUUAAUAAUCAGCUUCAUGACUUGAAUAUAAAUGUCUCUCCUUCGUAUUGGAGCUUUGACCGUAAUAUUAAUACAUCGAUACUGUCAAUUGCAGCUUCAAAUAGUAUCGGUAAUGUAUUUCUGUGGAGCUUAGAAAAGGAGAGAAGGCAGCUUCCAUCCAAAUAUAUGAUCACAAAAAGAAAAGAAUCUAUGGGAUACAACUCAAACUCUGAAAUAAUACCAAAAGAAAUUUUUUCAAAGUCUAAUGAAAUAAGUAAUGAGCAAGAUAAAGAACAAAGAAAAGUAAUAUCGUCUAAUAAAACUCGAAGGAACAAAGAUAUUCUGAAAAUUAUGGACGAACAUAUUAAAAGAAUUGAUGAAAGACUAAGAAAAGUUAAAAUUCAAGAAGAAAUAAUCUCGGAUGCUGAGAAACUCCAGGAAAGAGUAAGAAGAAACAAAAAAAAUAUAAGGAAAUUGACAAGAGAAGAAGCUUCAAACUUUGUUCCAGAAUGUUUGAGUAGGUCAGUUAGUCCUAGAAAAGGAUGUAUUUCUUGUAAUUUAUCAGACCCAGAAGAGAAAAAGCCGUUUUUCUUUAAGUCGAAAUAUGACAACUUUGACUAUAGGAGAUAUAGAAGCUAUUAUAAGAACAAUGACCAUGAAUACCUUUUCCAGCUAAACAGCUUUCUAAAUAUUGAAUGCAUUUACAAGUCUGAAUUAUGUAUAGAAGCUGGAAAUAAUAGAAAAGACCCACAGAUUUUCAAUGAGAUUGUCAAUUUUGACCAACUCUGUUCUAAAUGGUCAAAAAAUGUCAAUAACGACAUUCAAUAUGAUGAAAUUUUGAAUGAGAAAUAA